AUGGACAGCUGUAUCGUUGACGGCGCCUUGGGGUACAUGGCCAGUGUUACAACCACAAUUAUUCUCUUCCCGUACCGUGAUUAUGUCAAAGCGUUUGACGCCAGGGCAGUACGGCGUGUUGACCCCGGUUCGUUUUGCGCAGCUCGGUAUAGGGGAAUGUUGUUCCAACCCUCACAACCACUGCUAAUUGCGUUGCCGAGUGGCCUCCUGUACACAGGGUUCUUGCUUGGAAACGGAUCUGUGUCGGGGGCGUUUUGUGGUGGAGCACUUCAUGGAUUAGGGAAAGUGGGGGUUCGCACCCUCGCCUACCGGUGGAAUCUGUCGCAUAGGCCCAAAGAAGUAUCCUAUAAGUCGGUUCUAAAGUGCUUGCAACAGAGUGUGAAGCACUAUGGGGUGUUGUCCUUUUUUUCAGGUGCCUCUGCGACCAUCGUCAUAUCAACUGCUUGGCAUAGUACGACCUUAGUUGCGUUGCAGCGCUGCGGAGAGAGAGGUUUUUUUGAGUCUUGGUGGGAUGCUUUUCGCACACACUCCUUCCUAACAUUUGUUACCUCACCGUUGCGUAACACAUUUAGAUCGGCGUUGUUCAGCCGGGAGCGAUCCAGUGGCAUUCAUAACGCGUCAACCUUCUUGGCUGGAGAGGCAGCCAUCCUCAAGGAAGCCAAGGGUGUAUUCAGUAACAUGCUCCGGACUGAGGGUGUCCGUUUUUUUGUAGGCGGGGUGCUGCGCUCAACGUUUAAGACGUCCCUUCCAUUUGGUCUCACGUUCGCUACGUUUUCAUUAAUUGGUGGCUCCUUACCUCGUGGUGGGGAGGGCCGCGGAAAUGAUCACCGACGCCACCAUGUGCCACAUCGUCGAUUUAUCUGA
Trypanosoma brucei brucei TREU927 is the source of this 864-nucleotide messenger RNA. RefSeq lists its product as hypothetical. The coding region runs from base 1 to 864 and encodes 287 amino acids. Lineage: Eukaryota; Euglenozoa; Kinetoplastea; Trypanosomatida; Trypanosomatidae. The record is from RefSeq and is a predicted model, not a curated record. The transcript has a single exon.